GUUCUUGUUUCCACCGAUGUUCGGCGUAGCACUGGGCGGUUAUGUGACCACACCAGCCAGUAGAAUCAACACAGCUUUGAAUAGAUUUCUUUUCAAGUAUAUUUGAAAAGGUAGAACUAAUAUAUCAGAAAUGGCAUCAUACUUGAUAGCUAUUGCUGUCGUUGUGUUUGUCAUGCCUUUCCAUUGUGGAGCACAGCAAUGUAAUCCCCGCUGUGAAGACGGUAGGAUAUGUGUAAAUGGAAUGUGUACAUGUCCAAGCAAUGACACAACCUGUGAAGACCUACCGUGUAACCUACCUUGUCAGAAUGAUGGAUUGUGUAAAAAUGGGAUAUGCAGUUGUACAUCGAAUUACAGUGGCAUCUAUUGUGAAAAACGUGUGGCAGAUAGCAAUGGUGGUGGAUCUUCCACUCCCCUCAGUGUUAUUAUUGCCAUUAUCGUGGUACUCGUGUUCGUUGGACUCGUUGUUGCCGCCACCAUUGCCUGGUAUGUGGACCGGAGGCGACGACAGCUAACGCGGGCCCCCGAAAAAGAUGAUGAUGACGUCGACGAUGUAUAAUGCGCUGAUGGUACAAUAACCUGAAUUGCACAAGUAUUUGUGAUGAGCACCUAACACAGAAAGACGAUUUGUAGCGGAAUUAUGUUAUCGUGCGCUACACCUCUCGCAACUAUUCCUCAACCUCUAGAAUGACGAUGGCGUAUGGCACUAAAGCUUAGUGGUAGAACAUCGACAUAAACGUUGACCCAUUUAAAUUUAAAUUCAAUUUUCCAGUCGAUUUUUAUUAAAACACUGUGUAUAUAUUUUGCAAAACCUUGCAUCUAAAGUUGUGCAUAAUCAUAUACAUAACUGUUUGGAUGACAAUUUUUUUUUCUUUCUGAAUAUGUUGUAAAAUGCUGUACUUCCAAAACAUAAGAAUUAUACACGGAUAAAUAAUAA
Saccoglossus kowalevskii is the source of this 934-nucleotide messenger RNA. RefSeq lists its product as uncharacterized. The record is from RefSeq and is a predicted model, not a curated record. Lineage: Eukaryota; Metazoa; Hemichordata; Enteropneusta; Harrimaniidae.